Molecule: messenger RNA, 1113 nt
Organism: Hibiscus syriacus
Lineage: Eukaryota; Viridiplantae; Streptophyta; Magnoliopsida; Malvales; Malvaceae
Product: wall-associated receptor kinase-like 1
Exons: 2
Coding region: 61-1113 (350 amino acids)
Biological process (GO): protein phosphorylation; cell surface receptor signaling pathway
Cellular component (GO): plasma membrane
Molecular function (GO): protein serine/threonine kinase activity; ATP binding
Source: RefSeq, a predicted model, not a curated record
UACUUUUAUAAUGAAAAUCGAGUCCUUGGUCAAGGAGGCCAAGGAACUGUUUAUAAAGGAAUGCUAACAGAUGGGAGUAUUGUGGCUAUUAAGAAAUCUAAAAUGGUGAAGGGCAAGAAAUUUGACGAAAAGAAGGUUGAACAAUUCAUCAACGAGGUAAUAAUUUUAUCUCAAAUUAACCAUAGGAAUGUGAUGAAGCUUUUAGGAUGCUGUUUAGAGGAUGAAAUUCCUUUGCUGGUGUAUGAGUUCAUCCCAAAUGGAACACUCUAUGAUCUCAUUCAUUACCAAAAUGAAGAAUUUCCACUGACAUGGGAAUUGCGUUUACGGAUUGCAAUUGAAAUCGCCAAUGCUUUGUUCUAUUUGCAUUCAGCUGCUAAUGUUCCUAUUUAUCACCGGGACAUCAAAUCAAGCAACAUACUUUUGGAUGAUAAAUACAGGGUAAAAGUGUCGGAUUUCGGGACUUCGAGAUCUUUUGCAAUUGAACAAACUCAUUUAACUACUCGAGUUCAAGGCACUUUUGGGUACAUGGAUCCAGAGUACUUUCGAUCGAGUCAAUUUACAGAGAAAAGUGAUGUGUAUAGUUUCAGAGUUGUUCUUGUUGAACUUUUAACAGGACAAAAACCCAUCUUGGAACAAAAAGAGGAAGUGAGAAGCUUGGUGUCGUGCUUUCUGCUUUCACUGCAGGAGAAUUCCUUCUUCGACAUUCUCGAUUCACGUGUACUAAAUGAUGGUCCAGAAAAAGAAAUUAUAGCAGUGGCUAAACUAGCAAACAGAUGCUUGAAUCUUGAUGGAAAGAAAAGACCCACCAUGAAACAAGUAGCAAUGGAGUUGGAGUUGAUAAAAGCAUCAGAAGAAGGUAAUGUUAAUGAACAGAGUGGUGAUGAAGAAUCUGAAAUAGAUGACAUUGAAUCCCAGGAUGAUGUUUCUUCCUUUGCAAUUCAGUGGAAUGCUUCUCUAAUUGUUCUUCGUCUUCGAAUUCUGAUGCCGCAAAUGGAAGUAAAAAUGAGAGGUUCUGGUUACUGCAAUUACCAAUCAUUGUUGCAGAGAUUGCCUUUGCCUGGUGAUUAUGAUAUCGUUAACUGCAGUCUUAUAUAUCGGAUAAAGGUUGAAUAA